Spathaspora passalidarum NRRL Y-27907 is the source of this 831-nucleotide messenger RNA. Its product is annotated as glutathione-disulfide reductase. The record is from RefSeq and is a predicted model, not a curated record. Gene Ontology annotation, biological process: cellular response to oxidative stress. The coding region runs from base 36 to 734 and encodes 232 amino acids. Lineage: Eukaryota; Fungi; Ascomycota; Pichiomycetes; Serinales; Debaryomycetaceae. Gene Ontology annotation, cellular component: cytoplasm; Golgi lumen; cis-Golgi network. Gene Ontology annotation, molecular function: glutathione disulfide oxidoreductase activity. The transcript has a single exon.
UACUCAGCAUAUUAAUAAGAUCAUAUAAAGUUAUCAUGGCCGGAGUAAGACAGAUUAAGAUUAUUGGACUUACAUUGUUAGUCAUUUGUCUUGUGUUUAUCCUUCAUCGUACAGGUUCGAAUGCUGCUUCGUUGGUGCAUGCCCAGGCUAGCGACCAACUCCCUCAUAAACAAGCCACUAAUGCUGGUGGAUCAGCUCCACCUUCCAAACCGAAUAAUCUCGUUGAAGAUUUUGCCGGUUCCAAUAAUGAUGACAAGGUGGAUGAAGCUAUCAACCGUGAAAUCAGCAAAGACAGAGAAAAUGACCUACCAGCCAAACCUCAAAAUGGUGGGCCUUCAAGUAAUGAACAACUGGAAGUAUCGGAAGAGUUUGAUCCUGCUGCCGAGUUGAUCAAAAUUAGAGCAUUAUCACCCAUGACUAUAUUUUCCAAGUCAUAUUGUCCAUUCUCCAAAGCCCUUAAGGCGUUGAUGUCAACAACGUAUACCAUUACACCCGAACCUAAUAUUGUGGAAUUAGAUAAACAUGAACAUGGAGCUCAAUUACAGGAUUAUUUGGCGGAGAAAUCAGGAAGAAGAACCGUGCCUAAUGUCUUGGUUGGGACUUCAUUUGAAAGCAGAGGUGGAAAUGACGAUUUCCAAGCGUUCCACCAAGAAGGAGAGUUGAUUAAAAAAUUGAAAGAAUGGGGUGCUGGUAGAUUAGAAGUAAUAAAGAAUGAUACCCCUUCAAACGCUUAGGUUUGCACGUUUGAAGUUUUGCACAUUUGAAGUUUUAAGCACGUUUAAACUAAUGUAUAGUUGAAAAAAUACACAUUUAAAGAACUAAUGUAACAUU